AUGCACUUCGCCACAUCUCUCUUGGGCGCAUCCGCCCUGGCCAUGUUCCUCGCCACCUCCGCACAAGCACAGGACACCGGUGCAGGCGCCGCCCCUCCCCUGGCAACCGAUAAAGUCAGCAUUCUCUAUUCGAACGACGGCAACAUCGAACUCGCAACAGAGGAGGUCCUCUUCAACACCUGCUAUGCCUCCGAGAAUGCCUUCCUGCCUUACUCCUACCUGACCUUUGCCCCCAAGAACUCGACCAUCAACUUUUAUACCGACUCGAACUGCGAGACGUUUACGUUCGGUCUCGAUGGAUACUAUGGAGGAUACCCCGGCGCCGCUCGAUCGUACAAGUGGGUCGGAUGGGACGAGACCAACCUCGGCGAGUACUUCAACAAAGUACCUAUCAGCGGCCAGGGCGAUGCGGCCACUCCCGGUGACGACACACAUACCGCCCCUCCUGGUGGACUGAACCCCGGUACCACCCCUCCCGCCACCACCAACCCUGACAGCGCCCACGCCAGCGAGCCCGAGGUCAAGACCCCCGACAACUCAUCGUCAUCAUCUUCGACAUUCUUUGGAGGCGUCGUUGGUUCACUCGUUGUCCUCUCGGUCGGAGGACUCAUUUUCUGGAAGACGGCAGGCAAGAAGUUGGUCGAGGACAAGGGUAAAGGUGUUCUUCCUUACAACAGAGUCGGUGGUCAUCGGGACGGCGAUAUCUUGCUUACCAACAGCGGUCGUGGUGGCCAGAACUCGUUCGAGAUUGGCGAUGAGGAUGAUGAGGAGGAUGAGGAUGAGGUCGAUAGCCGCCGUCAGCACCGGUCGGGACGCCAGGAGCGUUACCGCGACGAUCAAGCUUAA
Messenger RNA from Linnemannia hyalina, 846 nucleotides. The record is from the annotation of a GenBank genome assembly. Lineage: Eukaryota; Fungi; Mortierellomycota; Mortierellomycetes; Mortierellales; Mortierellaceae.